Pecten maximus is the source of this 5232-nucleotide messenger RNA. Its product is annotated as protein toll-like. The coding region runs from base 364 to 4146 and encodes 1260 amino acids. The record is from RefSeq and is a predicted model, not a curated record. The transcript has 2 exons. NCBI's taxonomy places the organism in Eukaryota, Metazoa, Mollusca, Bivalvia, Pectinida, Pectinidae. Gene Ontology annotation, biological process: signal transduction. Gene Ontology annotation, molecular function: protein binding.
GUGUCCUCCUACCUGUACGUCAGGUAAAACACAACAAAUUACUCGACCUAGACACGAAUUGUGGCGACGGUCGACCAACGAGCCUCUACGCUGAUACAGAUUACCUAUCUUUACCAUCGACCCAUAUAAUCUGCACGCAGAAAGACGUUCAGUUCCUGAUUAGCAUAUUAUGCCACUUUUGGAUUUGCAACUCUUCUGGUCAAAGCGAUGAUAAAAUAUCGGAAAUAUGUAGCAGGUAUGUCGUCCUUGUCGCCGAAUCUUUGAUGACAAUGGAACGACGGAGGUGUAGUGUGAAGUGAUGGUGAAAAAGAAACCGCUAUCUACAGACUUUCAUCUUCCAUUCUUAUCAUUAUCAUCAAAACCAUGAAAGUGAGAAAUUUUAAGGAAAUCCAAAUCUUAUUGUGUAUUUGCUUAGUCCACAGCAUCAUGGCAUCUCCUGAUUCUGAUGUAUGUGGAAUUCCGGCCUGUCGGAAUAAAACGAGCCCUCUGCCAUCCAUCAACAUGUUUAGUCUCCAUGGAAACUAUGUGCCUUUCAAAGGGAUAGCGUAUUUACUUAUUCCACCUCAGGGUAUGCACUGCUACAUAAAUCUCACCACCAUUUUACAUAAUUACAAUUUCACUCAGGAUCCAGCUGUUGCUGUAUUGGCUAUCCAUUGUCAACAGCCCUUUGUUAUACAUAUGAGUAGUUACGUCGGAGAUUCGCUCAGUCAUAUCUGGUACUACUUCCAGAUGCAAGGAUGUAGGACAAGCUAUAAAAGUCUGAACCGUCUGUCCACUGCCGUCGACCUGAAGACCAUUACCAUGCCAAACAGGGCAUACAUACACACCAACGGUUCCGAUUGUCUCUCAUCGAACGAAUCCAUUCCUCGAUGUCACAGUAUCUAUAACUUGCAUUCUAUCUGGAUCACCCAUUCCCAUGGUUACCUGGAACAGGAUCUUGAUGACCUUUUCCAGUGCUCGGAUGUGUUUCCUAAUAUGACGGAAUUAACUAUUACAAAUAUGUCUCUAACUGAACUUCCGCCGUCUAUCAUCCGGAAGAUUCCCAAUGUUCAAUCUUUAGAAAUAUCCAACUGCAAACUCACUCUUCCACCUAAAGGUUUUCCAUGGACGGAACAAUCUGUAAGGCUAAAGGGUAAUCUUACAAUGGAAGACUAUUUCCUUGAACAUUAUGGAAAACCAUUUAAUAUUCAAUUGGAUCCAAACCUAUACCGAAGGAUUCUAAAUCUCAACUUUAACCGUAUAGCAAAUCUAUCCAACUUCUCUUUUAGAGGAUAUCUCCAAAUGAUUCGGUUGUCAGGAAACGGGAUGAUAGAAAUAGGAUCGUCAACCUUUCGACAUCUGGUUGGUAUUCAACAUAUAGAUUUGUCCUUAAAUAAACUUCGGUCGCUACCGGAAGUACUUUUCCAAGGAUUAACCAGCUUACGCCAUAUUGAUUUAAGCAGAAAUACCAUAGCAUCUUUACCUCAAAACAUUUUUAAAGACGUAACGAAUGUAGUUUAUCUUAACUUAGCUAACAACGCAUUAGUUCAUCUACCGACAGGUGUUUUCUCAACUUUAUCACACUUAAAAGAAAUCCACUUAGAACAUAACCAAUUGAUGACAAUUGAGGCCCAGUCUUUUCUCAUAUCAUCAACCACUCUGACUAUGUUGUAUUUUGACAAUAACCCGCUAAAGGUUAUACCCGAUAUAGUGUUUUACCUGCGUUACCUCAAUACUGCUUAUCUCAGGAAUACUUACAUAUCCUUCAAUAACUUGACGGAGCUAACGUCCCGCGUGAACUGGUCUCGGAUGACUGACGCCGUCAUUGAGUCAACCAGUAGUGCUAAUUUAGACCUGAAUAAACCAGCUGUCACACUACGAAAGGUAGAUCUGACCGGAAGUGCAAUAAAAUCAAUAUGGAUUCAGACAAAUCUAACAAAAUUCCAACACACAUUUCUUCUUCUUGCUCUUCGCCAUUUCCAUUUCAUUCUGGAUAAAAAUAAUGUUACGUGUGAUUGUAAUAUUGUCACAUUCUCAAGAUGGAUUCAUAAGCUUAAGUAUGACGGACUGCUGACGGGUAAGGAAUAUUUCUUCAGAGACUGGGUUUGCAUGUUCCCAGUAGAACUCAGGGGAAGGUUACUCCUUGACAUAAAACCGGAAGAGACCUACUGUGUCACAAAUGUAAGACAUUGCCCAACAGAUUGUUGGUGCUAUAAGCGGACUUUGUCGGAUGUGAUUAUUGUGGACUGUCGAGGUCGAAGUUUGGAGACAAUUCCGAGUGUUUUGCCAGACGGCCGUCUCGACUUGUGGUUCCAUUACAACAACAUCACCGUCUUGGAAAACAAAUCAUACCUGCCUAGAGUCCGACAACUUGUCCUCAGUAACAACAAUGUAGAACUAAUCGAAAGCUCGGCUAUGUCUUCUAUGAAAAAUGUCCUUCUUCUUCAUCUGGAUUCGAAUCUUCUGGCGACACUUCCAAGUCAAAUUCGUAAUAUGGAAAUCCCCUCGAUGUUGCUAAAGAACAAUCCUUUUCGUUGCGACUGCCAUACCCUUUGGAUGAAAUCAUGGAUAUUAAAACACCAAAGUCGUAUACCAGACUGGACGGAUAUCGCUUGUAACAGUCACAAUGACGAUGGGACGCAGUUUGUUGGCCUCCCUGACAAGGAGUUCAUAUGUGUGGAAGAUUUCGACUCGGUGAAACACGUAAUCACUCCGGCUGUAUCUAGCUCGCUCUCUCUUGCAGUGUUCUUGGUAGCACUUGGCUUACUCUAUAUCUACCGUCUGGAGGUGAAAGUCCUCCUGUAUAUCUACUGUGGUAUUCAUCCAUUCGACAAGGACAAGAGAGGUGGAAAGGAGAAAAUAGACGCGGUUGUUAUACACGCUCCGGGAAUUACAGAUUGGGUGAUGAAAAACAUUGUAACCUAUCUCGAGGAAAAUGCACAACAUUACAUUAUUUGCGAGAUGAAUAGGGAUUUCGUCGCCGGCUUUUCCUAUCAAGAGAAUAUAGUCAGUAUCGUUCGGAGGAGUAAGCGGAUGAUUCUUGUCCUUUCGGAUGAAAUGACCGACACACACGACAUGUUUAAAGUGGCAUGGAGAGAGGCACAGGAGAAAAUUAAAGAAAAGAGGACUAAUUAUGUCAUUGUGAUAGGCCACAACAGACCGCAAAAGAAACUGACAAACAAAGAUCUUAAACGGUACCUGAAAAGGGGGAGGUAUGUUCAUACUGGUGAAAGUCUCUUCCAUGAAAAGAUAUUAUACUCGAUGCCAAAUUACAAAUACAAUGUUGACAAUGAAGGAGUUCGAGGCUUGCCUGACAUUCGACAGUGUAUACAAAAAACGUAUGAUGCAGAAGACAAAAUGGAAAUCCAAUUUGACGCAUUCCUUGCAUACGGCGAAGCCGAUAGAGACUUUGCCGUCAACGAACUCAGAAAUGACUUGGAGAAAAAUGGAUAUACCUUAAUCAUACCCGAUCGUGAUUUCCCGCCAGGAGCAUCAAAAGAGGAAAACGUGCUACAAGCUGUAUCUAGUUGUCACCAUACCCUGUUCAUUGUGUCUGGGGAACAUCUCGAGGACGAAUGGUCACUAUUUACCUUCAGAUCAGCAAGCGAGAAAUCUUUACGUAAUAAAAGUAACCAUCUUAUCCUAGUGUCUGCACACAAAGAGGACAUUGUCAUUGUCGACGAGGAAGUCCGAUAUCAUAUGAAGACACAAGUGGGACUUGAUAUUAAUAGUCCGUGGUUCUGGGAUAGACUUCACAAGGCUCUGCCGCCAAAAGGUAUUGAGAAUGGGCAAGCUCAGCAAAUGCUUGUAGAGGACGAGGGAAAUGUAGAAGAGAUAGAAAGAAUAAAAAUGCUCAAAGAAGAAGAGAAUGAAGAAAAGGAGAAGGAAAUUGAAAGAAUAAAAUUAUUCAAAGAGGACUGGGAUGAGAAUGGCGGAAAGCAUAAAGACACAGAGAGAAUGAAAAUGAAAAAUGGGAAUUCUAUUAUCUUGCUUGAAAAAGAUAUAUUUGAUGAUGAACCCGCACACAUGGACAUCCAACAAAUUGAAGGCAACGAAAGUAUAUUGUUUAAAGCAAACUUAAAUGAAAUAGAAAUAGUAGAUGCUAUAGAAGAGGAUGACGAAAUUCCAAAAGGACAAGAAAGUCAUUUGGAAGUUACCUAUGUCUAAAUGUGAAAGUAUUCAGUAAUUUAACACUUUUGUUAGGUCGACAAGUUAUCAUGUUGUUUUUUAUGAAGUUUUAAGCAUUCUUUAAUAAAUAACAAAUACUGUUACAAAUUCUGUCUCACAACAACUUGUAACUUCUACCAGGGUCAUUAAUACAUUAAUAUAAUGAAAAUUAUUACUUCAUUAUACGCAUGUUCGCACACACAAAUUCUUUCUCUCAACAGCUUGCAACAUUUUCUCACACACGCGAGCAUUCUCUCACACACGCGUACAUGAUGUAUAUUCUCGCACACGCGUACAUCCUCUCACACACGCGUACAUGAUGUAUAUUCUCGCGCACGCGUACAUCCUCUCACACACGCGUACAUGAUGUAUAUUCUCGCGCACGCGUACAUCCUCUCACACGUAAAUUCUCUCACACAUGCGUUCAUUCUUUAACACUCUUAAAUUCGCUCACACGCGUAUAUUCUCUCACACACGCAUACAUCCUCUCACAUGCGUACAUCAUCUCACACACGCGCACAUCAUCUAUCUCACACGCACGCAUUCCUCACAUGUGGUGACUGAUUAGGAUCAUUUUUAUUCGAAAAUGCGUCAUUCAAAAAACUAAAACGGUACUAUCUUGUUCGCGCUUAAAACUACGCUUUAACAUUUUGACCUGAAAAGUGACGUUUCCCAAUGCAGUAAAAAGCGAAAUAGUAAAAAUGCCUCUAAUCAACCAUCAUAGUCACCGCACAAGCACAUGCGCGCACAACUAUCGAACAUUUUAGCUAUUUUUCAUCAUUGUAUUAACACAAAUAAACAUCAAUAAGAUAUUACAUCUUUGGUGCUAUGAAAUGAUCAUGAAAAUGACAUCGUUUUACAUUCUCAAUUAUAUUUGGAUACAUAUUGUAUUUGGUUCCAUUAAUUAUUACUAUUUAUUUUUCUUCCAUAAUAUCAAUUUAAUUUCUUAAUAUUAACAAAAAAAUGUUUGUUUUGUUCAGAUUUUUUAUUUAUCUAAAAUAAAUUCCUUGUAAUACUUGCUUCGAGUUUCAAUUUAUCUAUUCUUUAAGGAUAAUAUAUGGGGGAGAACAGCAUGAUCUGAAAGGU